Molecule: messenger RNA, 830 nt
Organism: Trametes versicolor FP-101664 SS1
Lineage: Eukaryota; Fungi; Basidiomycota; Agaricomycetes; Polyporales; Polyporaceae
Exons: 6
Coding region: 91-768 (225 amino acids)
Biological process (GO): spindle assembly
Cellular component (GO): cytosol; HAUS complex
Source: RefSeq, a predicted model, not a curated record
UUCGCUGCUUCCCUAGGCACGCGUCGUUUGAGAUCAGAGCGAUACCACACAGUCUGUUAGAUCCCACUGGGAUAGUACAAGAUAGUAUCUAUGGCAGAGGCGUCUUCAUCCGCAACUUCUUCCUCGGGCUCGGCUUCCGAACGCUACUAUGCUCUCAAAGGUCUCCCAUAUUCGCACCUGGACACGCUAGAGCUCUCCCCGGAAGUUGAAGAUUACCUAGAUAUCCUGACUGACAUCGCGGAUGCGCUCGGUAUCGACGACCUCUCUUUCUCAACGUACUCCAAGGCAAUAGAACGACUAGAUGAGGAAGAGCUGUCUGUGACACGCUCGCUGCUUCGCACGCGUGAAGCGGAAGACGAGCUCACUCGACAUCUCUUGUCUCUCAUCCACGAGCAGACACAAUUGGAGAAAUGGACGCACGUCCUGCAGUCGGAUCCUGGCGCGGACGACAACGUCCCUGCGCUCGAGAGGCAGAAGGCUGCGCUCACAUCAAAGGCGAAGGAGUACCAGAAAGAGCUCGAAGCAGUCAUGAGCGAUAUGCCAGAGGCGCCACCUAUCAACAUCACUGAGCUAUACGCGUUUCGUAAGAACCUCAAGGAACAGGAGAAGAUCCUGAAAGAGAAGCGAGCCAAGGUCGAGGCUUUCCAGGGCCUGCCUCCAAAUAUAGAUCUCGCUCGACAUGCUCUUGCGGAAGCGCGAGACAAGCAGAUGGAGCUCAUUCAGCUGCGGGAACGAUUGCUCGGGAAGAUGGCGGACGGCGUGAAUUAAGCUUUACGGGCUAUAACUUGGCUCAACGGGUGCUGUUGCGCUUGUUGAGUCCCUUGUACCUC